This is a messenger RNA of Cornus florida, 579 nucleotides long. Its product is annotated as gibberellin-regulated protein 14-like. NCBI's taxonomy places the organism in Eukaryota, Viridiplantae, Streptophyta, Magnoliopsida, Cornales, Cornaceae. The coding region runs from base 1 to 579 and encodes 192 amino acids. The transcript has 5 exons. The record is from RefSeq and is a predicted model, not a curated record.
AUGGCUUUUAAAGCUAUGCUCUUCCUGUUGGCCUCUUUCCUUUUAGUUACUGCUAGGGUUUCGUCAAAAGAGGAAGAAGAAUUCCUAAUGGAGGACUUCCAAAUAUGCUGUCAUGUUUGUGCAUUGUCACAUUGUGCAUGUUUUGAAGAAACAGGGCUGUUCAAUCAGGCUGCUUAUGCUAAAGUCCCAGUACCUGCUCCAGCUCAUAUUCCGGUAAAGGCACCACCUCCUGCUCAUGUCCCAAUUAAAGCACCACCUGCUUCUCCUCCAGUCAAGGCACCAGCUCCUCCAGUUAAGCCCCCGGUUUCUUCUCCUCCAGUCAAGGAACCAGCUCCUCCAGUUAAGCCCCCGGUUUCUUCCCCUCCAGUUAAGCCGCCACCAAAAACAACAGCAGAUUGCAUCCCCUUAUGUAAAGAAAGGUGCGGUGCACAUUCAAGGAAGAGACGAUGCUUGAGGGCAUGUGUGACGUGCUGUGAUCGAUGCAAAUGUGUUCCACCAGGAACAUAUGGUAACAGAGAGAAGUGCGGCAAGUGCUACACGGAUAUGACCACCACCGGUGGCAAACUGAAGUGCCCAUGA